Lonchura striata (white-rumped munia) is the source of this 589-nucleotide messenger RNA. Lineage: Eukaryota; Metazoa; Chordata; Aves; Passeriformes; Estrildidae. The record is from RefSeq and is a predicted model, not a curated record.
UUAAUCUUUCCUUUUCUUAUAUCCCACAAGACACCAGGGUGUAUGGUUUCCAUCCUAAAUGCAUAUUAUGCUUGUCUUACAGAUUCACAGACCCGACUGCUUUGUCGUUGAACCCAAAGAAGGAGUGAUCCCAGCUAGGGGUGAGCUGCCUGUGACUGUCACAGCAACCCUGGAUCACACUGAGUGUUUUGAUGACAACAUCCAUCUGUUCAUUGGGAACAGCUUUUGGGCUGUCUGUAGGCUGCAGGCUUUGGGCACUGGCACCGCAAUUGCCAUAGACAAGCCAUUUGCCCCAGAGCUCAACCUGGGAUACCAAUUCAGCUUCGUUCCCUGUGUUCGUCAGUUCAAACUAACAAAUAGGGGCCCGUAUUUCCAUGGGCUCUUCUGGAGCAUGGAAUGCUACAGCCCACCUAAGGCGGAGGGCAAGAGUGUCUCAGCCCUCAGUAGCCCCAAAGAUGAUUCCCAGAGCCCCAAACGUGCUGCCUCCACGUUUGGGCUGGAGACAUCGUCGAUGAAACUGCAGCCAGGCGAGUCUGCGGACCUGGUGCUGCGAGGCUUCUCCAACAUCACACAGUGUACAGACAAUUGA